Lactuca saligna is the source of this 1179-nucleotide messenger RNA. NCBI's taxonomy places the organism in Eukaryota, Viridiplantae, Streptophyta, Magnoliopsida, Asterales, Asteraceae. The record is from the annotation of a GenBank genome assembly.
AUGGGUGAUCGGAAGAACUUAGACAUGGCGAUGACGGUGAUAAAGAUUGAUGGCGGUAACGGAGGUAGGAGAUGGAUGGAGAAGGCGAUGGUUGUGGAUGAUUUGAUGAAUGAAUCCGGAGCAGCUCCCACAAUUUCAUCAAACAAAUCCCCAAUCGUUUUUUACAUGAACAUGUCUAAGCAAACUUAUACAAAUUCCGCCUCUAUUAAUAUCGUCUCCGUUUCUGAUUCGGAUGUAAAUUUGACGAAUAUCAGAUCAGGAAGCCACACGGACAUCGGGCCCCGCAAAUUUAACGAAGACGAACACAUCCGGAUCGAUGACCUGUCAAGCCACCUAGGCGAUCUUUACAAAUGGUCAUUCCCAAGCUCCUUUUACGCCAUUUUCGAUGGCCAUGGCGGCUCUGAAGCAUCAUCUUUUGUCAAAAACCACGUCAUGAAACUACUCUUUGAAGAUUCCGAUUUCCCACAAUCCUCAGACAUAAACAAAACAUUCUUAAAAGAUCUAGAAGAUUCCCAUUCCAAAGCGUUCUUACUUGCUGACAAAGCAAUAGCUAACGAAUGCAGCAUCAACAAUGACUGUGGGACAACUGCGUUAACCGUUUUAGUCCUCGGCCAACAUCUGGUAAUCGCCAACGCCGGAGACUGUCGAGCGGUUUUAUGUCGGAAUGGAAUCGCGAUUCCGAUGUCUCAAGACCAUAGACCCUCUUGUCUACAAGAGAAGAAGAGAGUGGAGGAGUUAGGUGGGUGCUUUGAAGGCGGGUUCUUAGACGGUGACCUGGCGGUUACACGGGCCCUUGGAGACUGGUAUUUGAAGUUACCAAUCGGGUCAAAUUCUCCCCUGAUUGCAAACCCGGAAGUGAGUGUAAUGGUGUUGAGUGAAGAAGAUGAUGAGUUUAUGAUUAUUGGAUGUGAUGGGAUUUGGGAUGUGAUGUCAAAUCAAGCAGCUGUGAGUCUUGUGAGGCGAGAAUUAAGGAGGCAUAAUGACCCGAAAAGGUGUGCUAUGGAGCUUGUGAAAGAAGGUUUAAGGCUUCAUGCUGCUGAUAAUCUUACUGCUAUUGUUGUUUGUUUCAAGGAUCGGAUCGAACCACUUGUGGGCUCAACCCGCCCGAAAUCCAGACGCAUCGCCAUGAGUGAAGAAGCAAGAAAUACACUCAGAAGAAGUCUACUUGGAGAGAACUGA